ACCGCCCGCUCGCGCAGACCCCGAGCGUGGCCGAGGCGAAGAUGGCGACUGCCAUGUACUUGGAGCACUAUCUGGACAGCAUCGAGAACCUUCCUUGUGAACUUCAGAGGAACUUCCAGCUGAUGCGAGAGCUAGACCAGAGAACAGAAGAUAAGAAAGCAGAGAUCGACAUCCUGGCUGCAGAGUAUAUUUCCACAGUGAAGACUCUCUCGUCAGCCCAGCGUGUGGAGCACCUCCAGAAGAUCCAGAGCGCCUACAGCAAGUGCAAGGAGUACAGUGAUGACAAGGUGCAGCUGGCCAUGCAGACCUACGAGAUGGUGGAUAAGCACAUCCGAAGACUUGAUGCUGACCUGGCGCGCUUUGAGGCUGACCUGAAGGACAGGAUGGAUGGAAGUGACUUUGAGAGCACUGGAGCGCGGAGCUUAAAAAAAGGCCGGAGUCAGAAAGAAAAAAGAAGCUCCCGGGGCCGAGGCAGGCGGACGUCAGAAGAGGAUACCCCAAAGAAGAAGAAACAUAAAAGCGGGUCUGAGUUUACUGACAGUAUCCUAUCUGUGCACCCCUCUGAUGUGCUGGACAUGCCUGUGGAUCCGAAUGAGCCUACAUACUGCUUGUGCCACCAGGUGUCCUACGGGGAGAUGAUCGGCUGUGACAAUCCGGAUUGUCCCAUUGAGUGGUUUCACUUUGCCUGCGUGGAUCUCACCACAAAGCCCAAAGGAAAGUGGUUUUGUCCACGAUGUGUUCAGGAAAAGAGGAAGAAGAAGUAAAGAAGAGGCUGCUGUGCCAGACUGAAGAGCAAGCUAAUAUAUUUCCUCACUCAUGUUGCAAUAUGAUCUUUCAUUUUAAAACUACCUUAUUUCGACUGAUAUUUAAUAAUUCAGUGGCCAGUUGUAAUUUUGGAUAUUUCCUAAAACAAGAAGCCGCUGCACCAUUUGCACAGAACAAUCUCACAGGGACUUGCCACAGUGACUUUAGGAGCAGGCUCCCCAUCCCUCAACCUCCCAGCACUGGGAAUGGCCACACCAUCAGUGAUGUGUGUCAGUUUGAGCUGUAGGCAAAGUGCAUGGUGCAGGGUGAAUGCAUUUUAACCUGUUACACUGCCACUGCUUUGUGACUAGAGGGUCAGCCUUGCGUGUCCAUGGUUUCCAGGAUUGUCUAUGGCAGCAUGGAAGCACAGCUGGUGCUCUGUGAGUAAAGUAUUGUCAGACACUGCCCCAUGCUGUGCUCUGACCCUUACUGGAGACCAGGCACUCUUGGCCAAGAUCCCUCUGAUGUGUCUGGAAGGGACCGGGGGGCUCUUCCCAGGUGGAAGUACCCUCCGUCGUUUUGUGCACCACCUUUUCCUGUGAACUUCCGGCCCUCCCUGGAGAUUGAGCUUCCGUUAGCCUUGGACUGUCAGUUACCACAGCCAGCACUGCCCAACAGCGGACAGCCAGACAGCCAGGCUGAGCUUCCAGCUCUCUGGGGAUUCCCGCCUAUAUUUUUUUACUGUGAAGAUGAAAUUAUUGUACUAGCAUGAAGGUCAUGGGUCUGUGUGUCUAUGAAGUGAGUCUGUCUACUGUGAGCUGAUUGUAGAACUCUGCUGUGUUGCAUCCCACUAGGCCAGCAGCUUAUGUUCAAGGGGACUAUGAUUAUGUGACAUGAUUUGUGAUUCUGUGUGCCCAAUAGCAGUUCUGGAAUGAAGGGAGGAAACUGGAGUGUACUCUUUGUUUGACCACUGUCCACAAAACCAGUGUUGAACUGUCGUGAAAUAGUUGGGGGAUGUAUACACAGGGCCUGUUGAAAUGCAUCUGUGGUGGUUCCUUAAGCGUGACAGGAUCCUGAGAGCUACUGUUGACUUAAUUCCUCUGGCAUGUCCUUCAGUAACUCAGGCCCUCUGAGAAGAAUUAAAAGAGUCCAACUGGUACCUGGCCUCACCUCAGAAAAAGACCUGCAAGACAGAGCUGGGUUAUGCAAUUUCUGAUGUAAGAAGAGGCUGGCUUUUUAUAUAAUGACAGGCACAUUGUUUUCUUCUGAUGGUCACAAACAAAGCAGAAGGGUGUUGUCUCUGCCCCAUACCCGUGUCACCAUGGUCGUGUUCUUACUGGACGAUGUCUUGCAUAGCCUAUCCUAGUGAAAGAGGAAGACAGGAGUGGCUUGUGUUUGUGCUACUGAAUAAGUUGGUCUGUGUUGACCUUUCCUGGGCUGUAGGUACUAGGCAGGUUAGCUGUCGUUGAUAGGCAAGUGCACAAGAUUGUCUCUAGGCUAGGAAGAGCUUUGGGAAUGGGGCUGGCAUUCUUCUUGGGGACCCCUCUCAGGGUCAGAUUAGAUAGACAUAACUUAGCCUUUAAAAGUUGUGUGGAACCCCCCCUCCCCGAAAGACCAGAUCUCAUGUAUCCUAGGCAGGCUUUGAACUCACAAUGUAGCUGAGAAUAACGUUGAUCUUUUGGUCUUUCUUCACCUCCCAAAUGCUGAGGUUAUAGGUGUGCACCAGUAAGGUCUGGUUUUGCAAUGGUAGGGACCAAACCCAGAACUUUUUUUUGGUUUUUCAAGACAAGGUUUCUCUGUGUAGCUCUGGCUGUCCUAGAACCCACAGUGUAUGUAUGUGACCAGGCUGACCUCCAACUCAGAGAUUCUCCUGCCUCUGCUUUCCAAGUGCUAGGACUAGAGAAGCAUGCCCCACCACCGCCAGCUCCAACCUAGAACUCUGUGUUAGGCAAGCCUUCUGCAGAUUGAGUCACACCCCAGCCUUCUCUUUAUUCUUUUACCAUAUGUUCUCUUUCUUCAGUGCUUGGGGUCAGGCCUCAUGCUUCCUUUUAAUCUUAAAUUUUAGAUUAUUUAUUUAUUUAUUGGGAGGCAGGGCUUUAUUAUGUAAAAUAAAGCUUUGAACUUGCAGUCAUCUUGCUGGAGCUAGGCAGUGCUGGGACCACAGAUGGCCGCCACCGUGUCUGGACUGCUUUUUAGUUUCUGUAACUACAGGACGUUUUUAAUCUGAUCUUGCCUUAGAAGCUGGGUUAAUAUGUGAGAUUCAGCCUGAGGCAGCUGAGUCCUUUGAUGAUCAGGAAGAAGUGGCGUUUACUGGUGGAGGUGUUAGAGGCUGGAUGAGUUUCAUCUUCUGGCUUCCUGAGGUCAUGCUGGCUCUUCCCCUGAGGUCUUCUACCUGGGGCCACCCUACAUACUGGCUUCUGAUUUUUAUUUAUUUUGUGAGUUUCUAUGAUUAUCUGCUUUUUGACAGUUAUAAUGUCAUGAAAAUAAGAUGCAUAUAGCUUGGCAAAAAACCAGAAUUCAUGAGUUUGGGGAUUUAACUCCAUGGUGAAAACCAUGCCUAACGUGUGUGAAGUGCAAUGUGGCAUUGGCCGUAUGUAGGUGAACAAAGCUGCCUUCCAAAAGUGAUGGUCUAGGUUAGAUCCCUGGCAACAAAAUGGGGGGAAAGCAGAAAGGAAAAUCUGUGGGUUGUGGCUGGUACUCUGGUGGAAGGCUUGUUCCCACUGCUGCUGUGUGUAAGCAAAGAGGGAACUCUAGGAGAAGCGUUCUGGCACCAGCUCCGCCUCAGAUGUGGAGAAGCCAUGAGCACACCGCUCAGCCCUGCUCCAGAAGCCUGAGUGUCUCCAUCGCUGGACCAGACACUCUCAUGCCUGCCGGUCGAGACCUGGCUCUUAAGCUGUCCUUGCUUCAUCAACAGAGUGGGUAGAGUGAUCCCCACAGCUGGCAGCUGCUUUGCCUGAGCCAAGGCUGGGUCUUCCCUGUGUAAUUCCCCCUGUAAGUACAGGAGUGUUUUGCUGAGAGGAGGGGUCAUCUUUCUUGUUUUCUGUGCACAUUAUCAGUAGUUUAUUAUAGAAGAAGCAUGAUGAAUUAGUAAAAAACUGAGCCCCUAGAUCUGUGAACAUGUUAGUGGUGUGAUGGUCCAAGCAGCACUGACCAUUCGCCUAUCCAGCAGGUGGGAUCAGUAGGAGGCAGGCUGCCAGCCGUGUCUUCUACUCUACAGUGAAGAGCCCUGUGGUGUGAGGUUUUGUGGAUGGCUGGGGAAGUGGGCACCUGCUUGCUCCUGUGUAUACAGCAUCUUGCCUUCUAUCCCUCACCUGACCCCAGAAGGCCUUGGCGGGGAUGCUUCGUCCAGAGAGCAACUUCUCCAUGUGAUCGCGGUGCCAGGGUUGGCCCUGUUAGAGGGCUGGGAGGUUAGGUAAGUCUUAAGGGUUUGAAAUCAAACAGUGAGGAACAUUUGUUUCAGGCUUUGAAACCCUGUUUUCUAUGAACAGAGAUUGAUUGGUCUUCACUGCCUGUGCCGAGAGGAGCUUUAAAGCGGGGGAGGUCUAAGAAGUGUCUUUUUCCCUCAGAAUGUGCUGUGGCCGUUGCUCUUCGCCACACUCCAUCCAUCAGGAUGAUCCAGCUUUAACAGGAAUGUCACAUUUUAUUUUCAAGGAACUAUUACCUAUGUCCCCUUUGUAAAGGAGAGAUACUAUGGUAAAUCUUUUUAUUAAAUAAUGUAAAGAUGUAUAUCUGUAUUUUUGGAUCAUGGAUUAUGGAUAUAUUGUUUAAUAAAGUAUUUUUGGGAAGAAA
Messenger RNA from Mus caroli (Ryukyu mouse), 4533 nucleotides. RefSeq names its product inhibitor of growth family member 5 (gene Ing5). The record is from RefSeq and is a predicted model, not a curated record. NCBI's taxonomy places the organism in Eukaryota, Metazoa, Chordata, Mammalia, Rodentia, Muridae. Gene Ontology annotation, molecular function: chromatin binding. Gene Ontology annotation, biological process: positive regulation of apoptotic signaling pathway; regulation of DNA-templated transcription. Gene Ontology annotation, cellular component: nucleus.